Lottia gigantea (owl limpet) is the source of this 1917-nucleotide messenger RNA. RefSeq lists its product as hypothetical. The coding region runs from base 1 to 639 and encodes 212 amino acids. Gene Ontology annotation, cellular component: cytosol. Gene Ontology annotation, molecular function: glutathione transferase activity. Lineage: Eukaryota; Metazoa; Mollusca; Gastropoda; Lottiidae. The transcript has 8 exons. Gene Ontology annotation, biological process: glutathione metabolic process. The record is from RefSeq and is a predicted model, not a curated record.
AUGACAAUGGUUAGCUAUAAGAUCGAAUAUUUCAACGUCAGAGGUCGGUGUGAAUCCAUUAGAUAUUUACUGACUGACAAUGAUCUCAAAUAUACUGAAGAUAUGAUCCAAUUUGAAGAAUGGAGUGAAAAAUAUAAGCCGAAAAUGCCUUAUGGUCAAGCACCUGCUGUAUACGAUGGUGAUUUUCAGUUGGUACAGUCAAAUUCUAUUUUGCGAUAUUUAGGUCGAAAACAUGGCCUCUACCCGACAUGUGAGAAAGAAGCCUAUAAAGUUGAUAUGUUAAAUGAUGGCGUUGAAGAUCUUCGUGUGUUAUACAUCAAACUUAUCUAUAACAAUUACGAUGAUGGAAAAGCAGAUUACAUAAAAGAAUUACCAGCCCGAUUGAAACCAUUUGAGAAUAUUUUAAAAGUCAAUGGUGCUGGUGAAUCUGGGUUUGCUGCCAACAAUAAGUUGUCUUUCCUAGAUUACAAUUUAUUUGACCUUUUGGACAACCAUGUUAUUCUUCAUGCCGGUUGUUUGGAUGAUUUCCCAACAUUGAAAGGUUACUACCAGAGUUUUAAAAGUCGUGCCAAACUUGCUGAAUACAGAAAUACUGAUGCCUUUAAGUCUCGUCCAGUCAACGGCAACUCAAAACAGUAAACCGUAGUAAAAGUAUUAAUUGAUGUGGGACUCACUUAUUCCAACUAUCUAAUAGAUGUGAAGAAAAAAAAGUAAUAAAAAAAAUAAUUGUAUUCUAAGCUAUUCUGUCAUCUGAAUCUAUUCCAGCCUCUGAUAGCUAUUUGAACAGAUGUCAGCUGGUUUUUUACUCCAUCUGAUAACUGUCAAAAUAUCCAUCAGAAGCAUUUACUGUUUUUGAGGUUUAUUUUUGGUUUAAACGAAAAUCCAAGGUUCCUUGUGCUUGCUAUUAUAUAACCUAUGUCUUUAUAAGAUACAAAGCGGGUUAGAAAUCUAGCAAGCGAAUUGAUUGAUGUUGACCAAACUACCAAUUGAUGGUAGUGUUGCUGGUAAUAGGGGGAGGUCUUUCAUGAAUCAUCUUGAUGAGGUGGAAGUGUCGAUGGUUAUGAAAUCUAACAUUUUUUUCAUAUAUUUAUUUCAAUUUAUAAUAAGAGUUCACUGGUACAUGGAAAUUUUUGACAUGAUUUAAAAGAAAAAAAAUAUUGCACAGUACAGUAAGCUAUAUAUAAUAUAUAUUCUUAUAGAGAAUAGCAAAUCAUUGAUGAUACAGUAUUGAAAACCAAAAGUGCUCUUCUAGUGUUUGCAAAUGGACAAAUCAGCAAACAACUGAUAUCAGCUGUAGAAUAUAGUUGUAAAUCCUAAUGAAACCUACUCUUUAAUCUACUUGUUUUCUUUUAAAGAAAUAGAAGCAUACCUCUCAGUAUGAACAUAAAAUUUAGGUUCUGAACUUGGCCAGAUGUUGUAAAUUAUAUUCAUCAGUGGACUUACCUGGUGUACUAACUAAACAGCAGAGUGCCUCUAUAUCUAUAAUUCGAUAAAUCCAUUUAUCAGAUUAUACAGGGAUUCUUUUGAAUAGUUAGUUCACCAGGCAAGUCUAAUAAUGAAUAUUAAUAUACUUGACUAACUAUUAGAAUUUGAAAAUAUAAAUUUUAUAUUCAUUCUGAAAUGAUGUAUUUCUUAUCUUUAAUUAAUAUACUGAAGUAUAAUCACUAUUUAAAAAAACAAUACCCCUACUUAUACUUGGAAUAUACAAUAACAACAGAACAACAUAACAAAUAUCACAAUAUUUAAAUCUGAUUUUGUAUUUAAGUUUGGUCACUUCAUUUUCCAUUAUAUAUAUCUCGAGAGAGUCUAAACAUCCUAUUUACUUUUACAUUACCUUAUAGUAAGAACUAUCCUUAACAUACAUUUAAAGGGACAUGUACGCCAUAUUAAGGGGUUGAUUUGAGUUUUGAAAAUAUG